GUCGGUGUUUUUUUUUAGCUAACUUCAUUUUACCGCCGGUCGCCAUUUACAAAAGAGCAUUUCAAUAAGCAACUAAGUAGAGAGUUAAGUGUGUUUCGUGCGAACAACACAGUAUUUUGGGCGAUACGAAUUUUUAUUGAACGGAGCAUAAAAUUAAAUGAUACAUCUUGAAAAGGCGAACCAAUUCUCAUACAAUCGAGAACAGAACAUUGGAAACCAGCAAAAUGGACAAACCGGAAUGGGAGACGAAUAAAAUUCUAUCGAGAAUACUGAAUCGUCGGGAACUUGACAAAGUUGCCCCAGACACAGUGAAGAAAAUCGAAAAAUUCUUCGAAGAUCGUUUCGAUGAAUUUAUGACAACACAAGCACUGUACGAAACAUUACAACGAACACACUCUCAAAAGACCGUUGAAUAUGAAAAAUUGGUGCAAGAUUUGACUACAAAAAAUGAAGACAACGAAGUCAAAUUGGAUAAGUCCCAACAAAAUGCGCUUGAAUUACGCCAACAAUUGGACGAAGUCCGCGCUGAAGUAUCCCGUUUGCAAAAGUCGAUUGCCAAAUUUGAAACUGAGAACAUCGAGUAUAAGCGACAACGGGAAAAUUUAAUCAAUGAACGUGAUGCGUUGCAAAGUAAUUUGGAAAGUCGAAUGGCCGAAACGGACCGAUUGAAAGGUGAUGUCCGUGAAUUGGAAAAACAACUACAAGCGGCCAUCAAUGCAAAAUAUGAUGCAAUUGCAAAAUAUGAUGAAAUUCAGUCGAAAGAGGCAAGCCUUGAAUACAAAGAGCGACGCAUGGAACAAGACAAAAACAUUUUACAAUCACAAUUGGCCAGCCUAACGGAAACAUACCAGAGCAAUUUGGAAGAAUUGAUGGCAAUUCGUCGUGAAAAACAAUUCACCCGACUCGAUCUCGAAGCAAAAUUAAAUGAACGCAUCGAAGAGUUGAACAUUUGUAACAGUUCGAUUGCACAUUUAAAAGAAUCCAAUCAGACGCUACAGAAUCGCCUUGAAGAGUUGUCGGCCAAACGUAAAGAAGAGGCUGAUGAAGCCAUGAAAAUGGCCGAUUGUUAUAAAAACGAAUUGUUGGCCAAGAGCAAAUUGGCUGACAUUUAUAAGAAUGACAAUGAAGAUACAAAGAAGCAUUUGAACGAAUUAACAAAUGCCGUUUCCGAUUUGAAGAAAAUGUUAUCUGAUUCGGUUGAAGAGUAUGGCACGCUCGAAACCAGAUGCAAAGAAGAUGCACUACAACACAGUGAAGAGCUCAAAGAGAAGGACAGUAUUAUUGAAAAUUUGCGCACGGAACUCAAGAAUGCCAACGAUCUAUUGAAAACGGCACAAGAAGAAAAUCUUGAGCAUGUCAUCGAACGUGUUGCACCAUCAGCUGCGGCCACAUCCAAAAUUCUUAAAUCGAAUAUGACACUCACCGAAAUCUACACCGAAUAUGUGAAAGCCAAUGAAAGUUUGCUCUCUGAGCGACGUGAAAAUGCCAAAUUGAAAAUACAAAUGAAAGAGAUUUUGCAAGAAAUUGAAGAACGUGCACCAGCCAUCAAUAAACAACAAAUCGAAAACGAUAAAUUGAUUGAGGCAAAUGCACAGAUUCGUGAACAACUCGACAAUAUGAUCACCGAACGUGUAGUCGAACGUGAGAAAUUGCAAGAAGUCACAUCCAAAUAUUCAUAUUUGGAACGUGAAAAUAAGCGAUUGAAAACGGGUCAAGCAGAUCUCUCGCGACAAGUAUGCUUCCUAUUGAAAGAAGUUGAACAACUUCGUGGUGGCAUUGUAUCCGAUGCACCGGAUCAAUCCAUUGGCUCUGAUAUGUCAGCGGCCGAGGUUAUAAGCAAAAAAUUGGUUACAUUCGGUAAUAUGGAUGAGCUACAAGAAAAUAACCAAAAAUUAUUGUUGUUGGUACGAGAUUUGAGCACCAAAUUGGAAGAAAUCGAAGAAACACAAAGUAAUUUCGAUCAAUCAUCGUAUGAAUCGAAGAUUGCUGAUUAUACAAAACGACUGGAACACAUGGAAAUCCAGCAACGACACCAAGCCCAAAUGAUCCAACAAUAUAUCCAGCAACGCGAUCGCUACAAGUUGUUGUACUUUGAAAUUAUGAAAGAUGUCGGCAAACCAAUUCUCAACAUUAGCAUGGAUGGUUCAAUCGCCGAAAAUAUGGAAACCAACGACGAAGAAACACCGUUAGCUUCAACAAGUAGUGCAUCAUCGGCAAGCGGAACACAAGCUCAAUCACCGAAUGUUGACAAAAAGGUGCUAGAAUUUCAAGAAAAACUUAAAGAAUCAGCCAAACAAUUGCAAACGUACAAAGAAGAACAUGAUGAAUAUCGCAAAGAGAAAAUGGCCAACGAUAAAAUUAUGAACGAUCAAUUUAAUUCGAUGCGUAACGAAUUGCGCGAAUUGACAACAACAAAUUGCAAACUCAAGAACAAUUACGAAUUUAAGCUGGAGAAAAUCAAGAGUCUCGAAAACGAUGUGUCCGAUUUUAAGAAGCAAAUAUCGGCUCUCGAAGAGCGUAAUAAGGUCUACGACAGCACAAUUUCAAAACAAGAGCAAACAAUUGCAUAUUUACGCGAAGAACUGUUCAAUACACAGAAAAAAUUGUCGAUUGCCGAGGUGAGCAAUAAAAAUCUAAAGCAACAAUAUGAAAUAAUUCGUGACACCGAAAGUCGCCUACAAUCGGAACGCGAAGCAUUGUACAAUGAGCGUCAAAAGCAAAACAUCGUUUUGAAUAAUUUGGAAUUAUUGAAAUGUCAACUUGAACGAUCGGAAAAUGAUGGUCGUGCUCGGGCUGAACAGCGACUAGAUGAAACGGUUCGUGAAUGUUCUGCAUUGCGUCGUCAUUUACAAGAAGAAAAAGAUCAUUUCCGUGAAUUGACUGCUGACCUUGAGCGUAAAACCAAAUCGGCACUGGAAAAGGCUGCCGAAGAAAAGGCCGAAGUUGAACGAUUACAAACCGAAUUGAAAAACUUGCGCGAUCAAUUGGCACAAAAAACCGAACAAAUGGAAACAUUGAGUAAGAAAUUACAAGAAGCACUUACACCGAAUGUUAAAGAUAAUCCGGUUGCCAAGGCCAACAAGCGUGCCAAGGAUUUGCAAGUGAAAUUGGACAUGGCCCUGAUUGAAGUCGAACAUUUGAAGGCUCAAGCUGAUUCUUGCCAUGAAACCAUCGAACAAUACACCAAAAUUGCAAAAGAAAGUGAAAUUCAACACAAAGAGAUAAGCGAUCGAUACCAUGAAUAUCGCACCAAAACCGAACAAGAACUACAAGAGGCCAAAGCUCGUGAGUCAGAGCUUGUAUCACGCGUUGAAGAAUUGGAAACCGAAAUUAAACUACAAAUUACUGAUGCUCAACUCACCAACACUGAUAGCUCUGAUCAAUUGAAAAAAACUCAACAAGAGCUCAAAGAAGCAUACGAAAAAAUUAGUAAGAGCAAUAUUGCAUUGCGGGAUCUACGUGAUCAGGUCAACACAUUGAAUGCCGAAUUGAAGACCACCAACGAUAAGUACACGCAAGCAAUUACAAUGCACACAUCCGAUUUGCAUUUGUUCACCGAAUGCAAGCAAAAAUUGAGCAACGUUGAGUGCCAAAUUAGUAAAUUGACGGCCGAGCGUGAUGAUGCAAUUGCUGCACUUCAAGAACUGCAAAGUGGCAACGAAACAGCACGUGCUCUACUCGAAAAAGACAAACAUGAGCUGGAAAAACGAUUGGACGACUUAAAUUCACAGAAUGUUGCAUUGCACGACCAAUUGCAAUUGCUAAGUUCCACAUUGACUGCAGCCAAAUCUGCAAACGACUCGAAUGCCGAAGAUGUGAGCAUGAAUGAAUCUCAAAAUGACUCAAUCAUCAAUCGAUCCAUCACUGAUAAUGAUGGCCGUGAAAAAUUAAUGUCAAUUAUCAAAUAUUUGCGAGCUGAAAAGGAUGUGGCAUUGGCCAACGUCGACGUAUUGAGAAACGAAAACAUUCGACUCUCCGCCGAAUUGAAGCUAUUGAACGAUAAAGUCAAGCAACUAGUUGAUGCCAAGAGCAAAGAUGUUUCGACCAAAGAGGAAAAUCCACUAACAAUGGCAAAAUAUACGGAGGUGCUACGUAAAUUGGAAACAUUUACCGCUAUGCAAGAUAGUAAUCGAAUGCUACGUGACGAACGUGACUCAUUGUUGAAUCGCAUCAAAGACUUAACCGAUCGCAAUGACAAAGUCGAAAACGAGGUGUUCCCAUUGCAAGAGCAAAACCGCGAACUGACAACUAAAACGGAGGAGUUGACUGGCGAAAAUACCAAAUUGCGCAAUGAAGUGCUACAGUGGCGUCAACGUGCCAAUGCUUUGGUUGAACGUUCCAAUAAAAAUCCCGAAGAAUUCAAGCGUAUGCAAAAUGAGCGUGAAAAUUUGGCAAAGAUGUUGACGGCCGAAAAGGAAAAAAUCGAAAAGGCCGAUGCUGAACUUACGCAAAUCAAACAAGAAAAGAAUCGCAUCGAAAUUGAAUUGGCCAGCUUGCAAAAGAACAACCACAGCGUAACCGAAGAAAAGAAGAAACUGGCCGAUGAUAUUUUGACGGUAAAACAGAGCAAUGCUCGUAUGUCCAAUGAAAUUAUUGAGAUUAAGAAUACAUUGCUGCAACGUGACGAUGAAAUUAAGAAAAUGGUCGAAGAAUUGACCAACAAAGAGGCUCAAUUUAAUAAAGCAAAGUACAAUGAAAUGCAAAUCCGUAAGAUUGCCAAGAAAUACAAAGAUUCAUUCUUUGAAUUACAACAAAAACACGAUGCACUUCUAGCUGAAAGAGCUGCACGUCCGCUUGAACAACAAGCAGCCGACUUGUGUGAUACGAAUCUAUCGCAAACCGAUAAAACACUCAACGAUACAAUUAAAGAGCUUGAACUAUCGAUUACAGAAAAACAAGAACAAAACGAAUUACUGCGCGGUGAAAACGAUACGCUCACCAAACAAUUGGGUGAAUUGGACACAAAACAUUCAAAUACGCUUCGUGAAUUGAACAAUACAAUUCAAACGUUGACGGAAGAGAAGAAACACAUUGCACGUGAAUUGACGACAACAAAAACACAAUUGGUGAAUUCUGAACAGGUUCGCACCGAAAAUGAUAGUUUAAAAUCGCAAAAUGAUAAUCGAAUGAAAGAUUUGGCCGAUCAAGAUAAAGAGAAUAAAGAAACAAUUGCUCGUUUAACACGUGAAAAUGAAACAUUGCAAGGACGCCUGGCACAAUUACAUCGACAAUUUGGCGGUCAACAAGCGACUAAACCAACAACCAGCAGCGGUGCGAUUGAAAAGAGUCCAUCAGAUGCGGCCCGUACAGCCAACGUUAAACCGAUGGCAGCAGGCAUGGCAGGUCCGAGCAACCAGUCAGCCACUGUUACACCACGACCACGUGGUGGAGACACACCUUUGGCAAGCAUUCGACCAAUGUCUGUUCAGAAUAGUCGCACAGUUGCCGUUUUGCCCACCAGCCAAACAACAAACGUAGCUUCGAUUCAUGGUAGCUCAUCAACUUCAUCCGGUAGUGCUGUCACAGCAUUAGUUCCACCACAACAAGUGCACAGCGCCAGUGGUGGAAUGGCCGGUGAAGUGAUGUCUACAACAAGCUCACACACAGAUUAUAUGCCCGCCACCAGCUCAGCAGCUUCCAUUGUCGUUGCUGCCGUAUCACCAAUGGGUGCUAAUAUUGAUAAGUCCGAUCCAACACAAUCCGUUGCAUCAAAUUCAUCGGAAAAUAUGCAAGAAGCUGAAAGUGUUGAAGACUCAUCUUCUUCAUCCAGCACACAAGUGACGGUACAACAGCAAGCUGUCGCAUUAGUUUCACCUCGGCAACAUGAAAAUGCUCCGCAAAAUAUUGUUGCUCCACAACAGGUUAUCGAUCAAUUACACGCUGCCAGCACGUCUGCAUCGUCAUCAACAUCGGCCAGUAGUCAAAGUCAAUCGAUUACCAUGAGUACACACAAUCGUGCCACUUCAACAAGUAAUACAGUAACCACAUCGCAAGCUGGACACAAGCGACCACGCGACAAUGAAACCGAUUCAACCGAUGAAAUUUCAUCGGAUCAUGGCCAAAAGAAACCACUAAUCAAACGUACUCGCAUACAAAUUGGUUCUAGCACAUCGCAAGGCGUUAGUGAAUCGUCAUGCUUAGAUGUUGACUAUCAGGUGACCACAUCAUCUCAACGUGAUCAAGAUGACGAAAAUAUACUAAUUGUUGAUUCGGAAUCUGACGAAGAAAUGCCAGAUGAUGGCCCUGUUGAACCGGAUGAUACAAUUCAAUUCGAAGACGAAAGUGAUAAUGUUGAACCAUUUGAAGAGGCUCAAGGUGAAUCGACCGAUAUGUAUGCUGAAACUCUUCAAUCGGACAACAAUGAAGUCGAUGUCGAUGAAACUAGCGAACCAAAUCAGUCAAAUCCGAAUGCUUCAACAUCGGCAGCUAGUGCGCAAAACGUGAUUGAUCUAGCGAAUACUGAUAAUACAUCUCAACCACAAGAGACACAACAAAUCCAAACAAUAAGCGCCAGUGAUGCUGGAUCAAGCGGUUCUUCAACACAAUCAACAUGGAGAGGUCAAGCUGCACAAACUCCAUCACGUCAACAGCAGGCAUCGACACCAGUAACUCCCGUUCAACAGAAUUCUCAGUCACAAGCAACAACACAAAACACUCCCCAACAACAGCCACAGCAACCAAUCAUACUUAGUUUUGAAGAAUCCGGUGAUGAUAGUAUUGUGCCAAGCACACCAACUUUAUACGUUCCACGAAGAGCUGAUGGUUUUAGUGAGGCUGUUAGUUCACCACAGCCACACCAUCAAGCACAUCAGCAGCCAGCAGCACGUUUCACAUUUGCCGAGUCAGCAACUCGACCAACCGAUGGCAUCGAUGACACACGUAUCGAUCUAACGCAAUUGGAUGAAUCGGGAAGAAGUGUUUCUACCAUUCCAUCACAAUCGCCACGUGAUACAGGAUCUGCAAAUGAAACGAGCAGUACAUCGGCAACACCAGCCGUUGCUCAAGUUGAACCGAUUGCUGGCACAAGUUCGGCUCCAGAGGCUAGCGUUCCACAAGUAUUGGUUACAGAUGACGCCGAAGAAGUGUCCGAAUUUGCUGAUGACAAUGCAUCCACUACCGAAACCGAUGAAAAUAAGGGGUCUGAAGAAAUAGAAGACAUUGAAAAUGAGGAAGGAAUUGAUGGUGUUUCAUCAGAAGGCGAAAAAACCUCUGGUGGCACGGAAACAGUUGCGACUGAAGAAGAAGGUCGUGAAGCCGAGGUAGCCACAACCUAUCAAACCAGGAGCUCACGAGGACGAGGUACACCAUCACCAUAUCAACGCGGUCGUCGUUCCAUUCGCGGAAGACCACAACCAAUUGUAUGGCAAGAUGGCUCAAUGAAUCAACCAGACUAUCAGCAACAGCAAAAUUCUGGUUCACCAAAUCGCGGUUUUAUUCCGCAACAACAAGCUCCAGUGCAGCAACAACGUGGUGGCCCGAAACGCCGUAUGCGUCGUCCAUACAAUUCACGCUUCUAAUUCAUAUCCUGAUUGAUAAGGAAAAAUUAAAUAAAUGCGAACUUGUUGUUCCAUACAUACAUUCACAAUAACCCGAACAUACAUAAAAUCAUAUAAAGAAGAAACACACACUACAAAGAAAAAGAAUUAAAAAAAAUUUAUGCAUAAGAAUGUACCAAA
Messenger RNA from Contarinia nasturtii (swede midge), 7676 nucleotides. RefSeq names its product nucleoprotein TPR (gene Mgtor). The record is from RefSeq and is a predicted model, not a curated record. Gene Ontology annotation, biological process: mRNA export from nucleus; protein import into nucleus. The transcript is spliced from 15 exons. Gene Ontology annotation, molecular function: structural constituent of nuclear pore. Gene Ontology annotation, cellular component: nuclear pore. NCBI's taxonomy places the organism in Eukaryota, Metazoa, Arthropoda, Insecta, Diptera, Cecidomyiidae. The coding region runs from base 225 to 7517 and encodes 2430 amino acids.